CUGACGCUGUUUCCUCCUCCCUCCUCCUGCCGCAGACUCUCCAUCCAGCCUCGCCUCUCUUUGACUCCCUGCAGCGGCCGCCUGCCACAAACAAACCGACCACCCGACCCACCACGGGACCGGGGACCGGACCGGACCGGUACACAGGACCGAAGAGCCCAGAGGAGGGAAGGACCAUGACAGAGAACACCAAAACGCACGUCAUCCUGCUGUCCUGCGGCAGCUUCAACCCCAUCACCAAGGGACACAUCCAUAUGUUCGAAAAAGCCAGAGAGUAUCUGCACAAAACGGGGCGAUUCAUUGUGAUCGGAGGGAUCAUCUCACCAGUACACGACUCCUAUGGAAAACCUGGCCUCGUGUCGAGCAGACAUCGUCUCACCAUGUGUCAGCUCGCCGUCCAGUCCUCUGACUGGAUCAGGGUGGACCCCUGGGAGUGUUAUCAGGACACCUGGCAGACCACCUGCAGCGUGCUGGAGCAUCACCGCGACCUCAUGAAGAGAGUCACCGGCUGCAUCCUGUCCAAUGUCAACACGCCGUCCACCACUCCUGUGAUUGGUCAGCCACAGAACCAGACCACGCCUAUCUACCAGAACCACAACAACAUGAAUCACAGCCCCACAGCCAUCAAACUGUGGGGGAAGAUCAGUGAGAGUUUGGGCAAAAUCUGCUGCGUCCGCCCACACAUCGAGCGCUUCACCUUUGUCGAUGAAAAUGCCAACCUGGGGACUGCCAUGAGAUACGAGGAGAUCGAGUUGCGCAUCUUGCUCCUGUGUGGCAGUGAUCUCCUGGAGUCCUUCUGCAUCCCUGGCCUGUGGAAGGACAGUGAUAUGGAGGUGAUCGUCGGGGAUUUCGGGAUCGUAGUGGUUCCACGUGACGGAGCCGACACGGAGAGGAUCAUGAACCACUCCUCCAUCCUCCGCAAGUACAAGGACAACAUCACUGUGGUGAAGGAUGCAACGAACCAUCCGAUGGCCAUCGUCAGCUCCACCAAGAGCAGACUGGCCCUGCAGCACGGCGACGGCCACGUGGUGGACUACCUGAGUCAGCCUGUUAUCGACUACAUCCUGCAGAGUCAACUGUACAUCAACGCCUCGGGAUAAAGGCCUGCAGCAAGAAAACAGGAAGCGUGGAGGUGUAGGGGUGUGGGGGGGCGGAUACCUUCAACCAUCAUCUAUAUAAAUAUACUGUAACCCCUCCCCUCCCCUGAAAACUAAAACGUCCUUGUCUGUCUUCUGUGUCAAACAUAUACUCUUCUUUGAGCUGUCGCUUUCCAACAGGAGCUUUCGUGUCCCUCCUUCUGUCUGUGUCAUGUGACCUACCAUCAGGGAGGGAGGGAGGGGAGGGGAAGGACGACAGGUUGGGGGAUGCAUGACACAUGUCCGGGUGGAAAAAUGGUGGAAUUACUGGGCUUCAUGCAAGAGCCGCUUCGACCAACAGUUUGCUCUUCUUUGGAGCUUAAAGAUCAAACAUCGAAGCUCGAAAUUUAAAGUCUACCUGAAAUUCGCACCGAUUGCUGCUCAGAAUAAUUCUCAACCUGCAAUAUUUGUGUUACCUCAGUGACAUUUUACCAAAAAACAGAUUAAAGUUUUAUUUAUUUUUCUGAAUCUUUCUGUCACUUUGGUGCUGACACCCAAAUAUCUUUAUGCCACUUCAACCAAGUUUUAGCUGACUCGAUUAGAUCCUGAAGUUACAGCAUGUCUUCUUACUACGUCUAGUGAACUGUAGACCAUAAGGUAGAAUUCAACUGAUUUCCCCGACUAUUUACAGGGUAGUUCUAAAAAAUAGAUGCAUACCUCCCUGGAAUAAUGUAGCAGUUACACUCAUAAUUUGCUUUUCUAAUGCAAAGCAUGCACAUUUUGCAUUUUUCUUGAUAGUACCUCAUGUAAGUAUGUGCAGGAUUAUCAAUGAUGUCCAAUUCUUUUCAGUCUCUGUCAGCAAAAAAUUGGAAAUGCCUUUAAAAAUUGGACUUUUGUGUUGUGAAAACCUCCUUUAAUCUACUUUUCAGCAACAUUUCUCGACUCCAUCCUUUUGGUCACAGUAAAUCCCAGACGUUUGCUUGUUUUUCUACCACUUGCUUUGACUUUUGGAUUCUGCCAGGUCCCAAUGCAGCCCUGGCCUUGAAAACUAAAUGUGAAAACAUCCAUCCAUCGAAUUUCUUACAAUUAUCUCAGGAGGCAACAGGUAAUUCCAGGCAUCCUUCUCCCCAGCUCCUACUUUAAGAUCCCAAAGUGUUCCUGGGUUGGAUGAGAUACAUAAUCCCUCCAGUGAGUUCUGGUUGACCUCUUCCAUCCGGAAAUCCUCCAAUGGAAGUCACCCUGGAAGCAUCCUAAUUAGAUACUCAAAUCAUUUCAAUUGACUUCUUUCAAUGCCAAGGAACAUCUGGAUGUCUGAAGACAAGUCUACGAGAAAUCUGAGCCUCAUAGAUCUGAAGAUAGUUAGAACCAAACCAAGAUGCAAUCUGCUUAACCAGACAGAACCCUGCUAGAAUCUUUUUGGACAAAAACCUUCUGCACUCUCACCCAACCGGUCGAGGCAGAUGGCCUGGUCAGAGUUGUUUUUCUUUCUCCUUCCAAUGCUAGGGGCUUUUUUUGUUCCUUCCCACCAUCGCUCAUAUGGAAUCCAAGGGCUCCUUUGGAGUGUAGGGUUUUCUAUGUUCUCAGUAAUUCAUAAGGUCUGUACCUUACUAUGGUAAGUGAAUUUAGAAGGCAUAUGUUGUGAAUCUGCGGUAUAUGAAUUGGAAUUCAAGUUCUCUUUAUGUUUCCAGUUUUUAAUUGCCAGAAUGGUUUUCUCAAGACAGGACAACAUUCUUUAAAAUUCUAAAAAGGAAAAGUUAUGCAUGAAGGGUUAACGAGCCGUCGUAUCCCGUUGUGUCCGUCUUUACGUACGGUCUGCAGUGGAAAUUUGUUUGUGAAAAAAACUCCUCUGAGAUAAGAUCGGAACGUAAAAGUGUUUCUUGCAUGAAGCCCUCGUUGUUCUGUGAAGUCUGCCGCCGUCUUAAAAUCACUAAAUCUCUAAAAUGUCUCACGUGACGGGAUGAUGGUUCAGUUCGACUGGCGCGCAACCGCAGGUAACCGUAGCAACGGUUGUGAUGCUGCAGGCUGUGGUUUGAACACAGAUAAAGGAGGCUGCAGGUUGUCAUGUGGUCCUCUGAUGAUAAUGAUGGUACUUUUUUGUAAAGAUGUAAUGCUCAGCAGCAGCCAUGUUGUUGCUGUUGUUGUUGACGACUGAGUCUCAGACAGUUUUGUUUCCUCUUCGUUUGCUCCUGUUCUUAGACUGCAUGCUUAGACAGUUUGGUUCUGGCAUGAACGUUUAUCACUCGGUAGAUUCUGAUCUGUUGUGAACGUGUUUGCAAAAAAUAAAAAGAAAGAAAGAACACAAAAAAUAAAUAUCUAUAAAUAUAAAUUAAAUAUAGCUACAGUGGGGCUCAUCGUCGCCCACGUCUGUCCAUUUUCUAUCCACUCUGUAAAUGUACAGAUCUCAUCAGUGUAAAAUGUUUGCAAUGAUUUCUACAUGCGUGUGUGUGCGUGCGUGUGUGUGUUUGCAGGAUUUUAGCUUCCUGACAGUCACAAUCUGUUGUAACAUGUAGCUGAAAACGAGUCCAGUUUUCCGUAUUAAUCUGCCUUGUUUUGUUGCGCUGACUUCUUCUGAUUGUAAACUGUGAUGCACUGUUUAAAAAUGACAUUUUAAAUCUGUCUGUCUGUGUGUGUUGAGAUUUAUCAGCACAAAUGUGUGUUUACAGAUCAGGACUGAAAUUUUAUGUAAUGAUCGCGAGGACAGCGAAUCUCAAAGAAGACGAGAAGGAGGUAUGAGUGAAGCUGAAUUUCAUUUUCAAAACAAAAAAGGGAGUUUUGAUUCUUUACUGAUUUAAAACUGCGAUUACAUUUACACCCCACUGCUGGCAAAAUAAAAUAUUUCUAUGAGGAAAUCA
This is a messenger RNA of Acanthochromis polyacanthus (spiny chromis), 3928 nucleotides long. It is a transcript of the gene nmnat2, whose product is annotated as nicotinamide nucleotide adenylyltransferase 2. Lineage: Eukaryota; Metazoa; Chordata; Actinopteri; Pomacentridae. Bases 177 to 1100 code for a protein of 307 amino acids. Gene Ontology annotation, biological process: NAD+ biosynthetic process. The transcript has 11 exons. Gene Ontology annotation, molecular function: nicotinate-nucleotide adenylyltransferase activity; nicotinamide-nucleotide adenylyltransferase activity. The record is from RefSeq and is a predicted model, not a curated record. Gene Ontology annotation, cellular component: Golgi apparatus.